ACUGUGUAUCAGACUGUGUCAACCAACCCAUCGCGAGCAUUAGCCUUGUCCGUUCCUUCGCUUCCCAAACGUUAGCAUCCCACUACGUUAGACUGCGUCAGCCUGCCUCGCGCCAGCAGCAGCAGCCAGCCUCCGUGGCUGAAUCGCUCAUCAUUGGUUGUCCCCGCGUCAGCGUCCAGACUUGAUCACCCUGGUACGCGGCCGGGCAUCGGGACAUUGGUGGCCAUACGGGGUCCCUACACUCUAGGACCGUAUCCGGUACAUGCAACACAACCCACAGUUGCUAUUGGCGAACUCGGCGCUGCAUCCCACUGCGCUCUCGCCCUUCUUCUCCGCGGCUACUUCUCACUGGACGAUGUAACUCAACCCUUCUGAGGCAGCGUAGCUGAGGACUGAACUCUUGCGCCGCUGCUGCGCUUCCGACCGGCGAUGUCUUUCCGCCGCGUUACAUCUGGGUCUCAGUUGCCUCUCAGCACGUUAUACACUACGGCAUCCCAACGUAGCUCUAUUUGCCGGCGCUCUGCGCGCCUGACGCCCAGCCGUCAAUCGGAAAUUGGACGCAUUCGCUCCUCGCCUUCCGCUCUUCUGGACUCCUGUAACGGACACGCAUUUCAGGCUCUUUCAUAUAUCAGCAAUUUGGCCUUCGGGAGCGGCCGUGUCACUCGGUUCCUGCAUGGCCGACUUCGGCACGCGUCGCAGCCCCGCGUCAGCAGUUGCUCCGACUUCUCCCAUCCCGCCUAGCCGCGCUGCUUCCCUCACAGCGCCGCCAGCGCCACUGCACCCAGCAGUACCGCCAACAGCAACUUCUUCGUCUUCCUGGACAGUCACCUGCUACUUCUCUUCUCGGUUGUUUCACCCUGGGUCAGCCAGCCUUAAGCCUCAGCGUACCUCGUCCCCAUCGGCUUCCUCUACUCUGUGCCCCGGCGCACCACCACCCACGUGGAGCUCGCAUCGCGCUAGCCAGAGCCUUAGCAGGACGACCCCAGUGCGCAUCCUGGGGGGCCGACUUGGUGGCCGCUGCGGCAUGGCCCGACUGGCGCCUGCAGGGCGGGGCAUGCACCGCCGCUCGUGUGCCCGAUACCCUGUAUCUCGGGUGUCAUUGCUGGAUUGCAGUUGCAAGCAGCGUGCCGCUGCUCGCUUCACAGCGUGUUCUCAUCAGCCAUCCGCUUGGAGCUAGCUCGCAGUGGCUAGCGUGGAGGACUGACCUGACUAGUGACGCGUGUGCUAUGCUAGUUUGGUUACAGUUUGUGUCUGUCGCGUGGCACGAACACUCUCGCAUGUCAUUCCGCAUGAUAUGUGUGCUGUCUCUUGCUUUUGGUUCCCCUGUUUGCGUUCAGGGGGGGCACGCACUUGUCGCCACCGUGCUUGGGGGUUACGACUUCGCAGACUCUUCUCCUCGUCUCCUACAGUCGUGGGGGGGGGAACUGUGUGCCCGGUGGCGGAGGAUUACCGGUUCGGUUGUAGCGCAUGACAGCUGUCGGGUGCCAACGCGUACGUGGUUCGGCGCAACCUCCUAGGACCCCCGGUGCGGCAUGCCGUGUGUGCUGAGGUGUCACCGUGUGGUUCGCCAUCCCCGGCGGAUGAGCCGCAUGGGCCUCGCCUAGCCUAUAUGGUACUCAACAGCGACCUGGCUCGCUGGUUGAGUUACCAAAGGCGUAAGCCAACAGACUGACAAUCACUCUGUGUUAACUCUUACCCAC
This is a messenger RNA of Chlamydomonas reinhardtii, 1700 nucleotides long. RefSeq lists its product as uncharacterized. The coding region runs from base 674 to 1177 and encodes 167 amino acids. NCBI's taxonomy places the organism in Eukaryota, Viridiplantae, Chlorophyta, Chlorophyceae, Chlamydomonadales, Chlamydomonadaceae. The transcript has a single exon. The record is from RefSeq and is a predicted model, not a curated record.